Molecule: messenger RNA, 1674 nt
Organism: Acaulospora morrowiae
Lineage: Eukaryota; Fungi; Glomeromycota; Glomeromycetes; Diversisporales; Acaulosporaceae
Source: the annotation of a GenBank genome assembly
AUGGAUAAAAAUGAAAAGGAAUCAUUGACGGCCAAAGACGAAUCUAGUGUUGACGAAGUUUACCCGACUCUACAAGAUUUGAGUGUGCUUCGCAAGGUUUCGGAUCAGAUUCCUGUCGUUGUGUGGUUCAUAAUAACUUGUGAAUUGUGUGAAAGAUUUACCUUUUACGGUGUCUCCGGACCAUUCCAGAAUUACAUACAAUUCCCGGUGCCAACGGAAGAAGAUGGACAGCCUGGUGCAAUUGGAGCGGGACAACAAGUGGCGACAUCGUUGUCGCUGUUUUUCCAAUUCUUCUGUUAUACGACGCCGAUCAUGGGUGCAAUCGUGGCCGAUAAAUAUCUAGGGAGAUAUAAGACCAUCUUAAUAUUUUCUUUUGUCUACGUGGUUGGAUUGGCCGUAUUGACGGUGACGGCAAUUCCUCCGGCCAUAGCAGCCAAACUUUCUUUGCCAGGAUUGUUGGUGGCCAUGAUAAUAAUUGGGCUAGGAACCGGAGGGAUUAAGCCAAACGUAUCACCGAUGUCGGCUGAUCAAUACACGAAAACUCGAGCAUUCGUUAGGACCUUGAGUUCUGGUGAAAGGGUAAUCGUCGAUCCAGACAUUACCAUACAGUCAAUCAUCCAUUACUAUUACUUGGCUAUCAACAUUGGAUCCCUUUCGGUCCUUAUUACCACUUACGUUGAGAAAUAUCAUUCAUUCUGGUUGGCUUAUCUCAUACCUCUCAUAAUAUUUCUCUUUGCCAUCACCGUAUUAGUCCUCGGUCAGGAUAAAUACGUCAAGAAGGAGCCCCAAGGUUCUGUGCUAUUUGACUUUGUCCAUGUGCUUUGGAUAGCUCUCGUGAAUCAAAAAAAUUUGGAGAACGCAAAACCUUCGAAUAUGACGGAAGAACAAUUGAAAAGGAGAAAAGUUACAUGGGGCGAUGAAUUCGUGGAACAGUCCAGAAUAGGGCUGCAAGCCAUAAAAGUUUUCUCAUUUUUUCCAUUUUACUGGGUCUGCUAUGCACAGAUCUACAAUAAUUUAAUAUCACAGGCCGCCACCAUGGAUGUUGGUUCCAUACCCAACGACAUAAUGUAUAACUUCGACACCGUGACCUUGAUUAUAUUGACGCCACUGGCCAAUAACGUCCUGUAUCCAACUUUACGGAGAUGUAAUGUGAGAUUUGGGUACAUGGCUAGAUUCUUUUUAGGGUUCAUGCUUAUUUCCGUUGCCAUGUUUUACUCGGCGUAUGUUCAACAUGCUAUUUAUGAUGCAUCGCCAAAACUGAUUUCCGUGUGGAUGCAAACUCCAUCCUAUAUUUUGGUCGGAACUUCCGAAGUGCUACUAAGUAUUUCAGCUCUGACUUAUGCUUACCAGAUGGCCCCUGAUGCAUUAGAAUCCACGUUGACGGCUAUUUACCUGUUAACCAUUGGACUAGGAAAUCUACUAGGUAACAUUAAUCAUGUCGCUCUUUUUCGUACGGCGACCAUACAUCUAAUGAUUUCUUUACUUGCAAUUCGCGAUGCAGGAUUUGCAUUUGUACCAAUUUCCAAGGAUCCAUAUCUCGUGAUCAUGUAUUCAUCCCUGGGGGCUUUAGCAUUUAUCGUCGGAUGUCUCAUGUAUUGGUCGUUCAGGCAUUUUGACUCCGAAAACGAGAAAGACGAAAAGCGGAAGAAUGACGAAGAGAUUAUAACCGAGUAG